Rasamsonia emersonii CBS 393.64 is the source of this 1170-nucleotide messenger RNA. RefSeq lists its product as uncharacterized. Gene Ontology annotation, cellular component: cytoplasm; nucleus. The transcript has a single exon. Gene Ontology annotation, molecular function: phosphopantothenate--cysteine ligase activity. Lineage: Eukaryota; Fungi; Ascomycota; Eurotiomycetes; Eurotiales; Trichocomaceae. Bases 1 to 1170 code for a protein of 389 amino acids. Gene Ontology annotation, biological process: coenzyme A biosynthetic process. The record is from RefSeq and is a predicted model, not a curated record.
AUGUCUGAGUCCGCUACAACACGAGAGCAAACUCCAACAGAGGCCGAGUCGAGUUACUUCAACAGUUAUCCCCCACCGAAAGCGCUUAAGAACCAUGAAGCUCUUGCAAAGGCCUUCAUUGAGUACCAUGUGGAAGCCAAUCGAAGGGUCGUGCUGGUCACGUCGGGCGGAACAACCGUCCCGCUGGAAAAUCAGACGGUCCGCUUCAUUGACAACUUCUCUGCCGGUACCCGAGGAGCGACUUCUGCGGAGUACUUUCUCGAGGCAGGAUAUGCGGUGAUUUUCCUCCACCGGCAGUUUAGUCUCCUGCCUUACUCUCGACAUUACAGCCAUUCAACCAACUGUUUCCUCGAUUUCAUGGACGAGGCCCCAUCCGAUUCGACCUCAGAUCAGGGAUCUAUUGUCGUCCGAAGUGAGUAUCAAGAUGCGAUGCGUAAUGUCCUGCGCAAGUACCGCUACGCGAAGGAAAACAACCUCUUGCUCCUUCUUCCCUUCGUCACAGUCACGGAGUACAUGUUUGAGCUGCGGUCACUGGCCAACUUGAUGAAACCUCUGGGGUCCAAUGCCCUCUUUUACCUUGCUGCGGCGGUCAGUGAUUUCUUUAUUCCUCGCCACCGCAUGGCAGAGCAUAAGAUCCAAUCGUCCGAGGUCCCUGUGUCGGAUUCGGAUGUCUACACGGGAUACAACGAAGAUCAACCGUCGCACCGUAGCAAGAAACUCAUCAUCGACCUGGACCCGGUUCCUAAAUUUCUGCACCGGUUGGUUGAUGGUUGGGCGCCCCACGGAAGCAUGAUCGUGUCAUUCAAGCUUGAGACAGACCCCAACUUGCUGGUCUACAAGGCGCGGACAUCGCUGCAGCGGUACUCGCAUCACCUGGUCAUCGGAAACUUGCUGUCGACGCGGAAGUGGGAGGUUGUCUUUGUCACGCCGGAUCCACCUUUUGAGCGCUGGAUUCGCGUGCCCAAAUCGAAGCGGAGCAAGAGCAUUUCGGGUGCGAAAGCUCAGGUUGGCCUGGCAGAAGGCAAAAAGCUGGAUGAAGAGGAAGAGAGUCAUACGCAGGACGAAUCGUCUUCUGAUAAGGAAGGGAUCGAAAUUGAGAGCUUGAUCGUGCCGGAGUUGGUGAAGAUGCAUACGCAAAUGAUCGAGAAGGCACGACAAAAUACGCAGUGA